Varroa destructor (honeybee mite) is the source of this 1856-nucleotide messenger RNA. RefSeq lists its product as uncharacterized. Lineage: Eukaryota; Metazoa; Arthropoda; Arachnida; Mesostigmata; Varroidae. The record is from RefSeq and is a predicted model, not a curated record.
CGAUGGUAAUUUCCUAUCAUAUGGUGGUUAGGUGGCGGUGUCAUCUAAAGCCACCGAGAACGACCCGUACACACAGGUGGCCGGCCUCUUUGAAUGAUCAUCAGAACGAACCUAAUUUCUACCUUCUUCAAAUCUCAGUCAAUCUGCCAGUCAGUCCACUCGACAGAUUUCACCGCCUUCUGGAAACCACUUUCGAGUGCGCGCCAAGAUUAAGCUGUGUGUGUAUUGAAACACGCCCUGGUAAUAGCAGUCAGUUACCUCUCUCUCUGUCUAUCCAUGCCGAAUCUGAAUGAGAUGAUGGAUACCUCUCGGGCCUAUUGAUACAGUUCUAAUAAAUCAGCUCUAAGGAAAGCCUUUCACCCUGCAACAGACAAGGACUUUCGUUCCAUGAAACAUACGUUUAACUGAUUCAGACCUAAAAAGACAUGGGAUAAUUUGGGCGAGAAGAAGAUCUGAUUGAUUUGCUAGAAGAACGGCAUGCAUGUUGUAUAGCAUUUGUGCGUGCUGAUUGCAUGCAGACGUCACUGCACGCCGCCCUUUCGUCAUGUCGACUCGAUACAAACGUGCAGCCAAUGGCCACUUCAUCUGCAAUUGGACUUGUGCCGCCGAAAAUAGGCCGCUUACGUUCGCACAUAUACACAGCACACGUUUCGACGACGAUCAGGUUGCUUGCUCAACGACUACUCAUAACGCUGGUGAGGGAACACGGUACAAAAGUGAGCAAACUAUAUCUUGGUCCUGGCCUUUGUUACCAGUGGCCAUUUACAAGUGGCUUAAGGAAUUACAACAGUAUAGAGACGAUGAAAAGUUCUCGAUGGUUGACAGCGGCUUUGCUACUUUUGCAAUUGGCAGCAAAUGAGGCCUUCUUGUUUUCGCUCGGUCUCGUAGGACUAGGCGUGGUGGGAUUAGCCAGCCUGAAAGUCUGCUAUGGAAUGAAGAUGUUGAGUCCUAUGUUUCGCAAUGAUGAAACUUAUCAUUUCAUUCAGGCUAAAGUUGGUGAAGGACAGCCAAUGCUCAGUUCAAUUUUUCACGCAAUAGGUCGCUAUAGGACUCCUAAACAAGAGAUUCAGGACGUGGAAAAACAAAUAGUUCCUGUAGAAGAGGUUCAAGAAAACCCCAUGUUACACGUCCCGGCCGUUCAAGUGGAUCCUUACCCAAGUGUUGCAUCGACAAGGUCUUCCACACGGGCUCGUCGGGCUCUUCUAGGCGGUGUGAAGAUCAGCGAAGAUCUCUUUCGCUGGAUAGCAAAGAUUGACGACGAAAAGUGUAUUCACCGCUUCUUCUGCUACCUUGGAGCAAGACCUCGAUCGUUCGGAAACGUGGGCCGUUUAACCGACAUGGUAAUUAUAAUGGAAGGAUUGCCUGAUGACAGCUGGGCAGUGAAAAUGCAUCGUAGCGGCCAACGGGCUGGUUUGAACGCCUGCCCGACUGAAUGCAGCGACCGGCAACUACUGACGAUUGUGUCGAAUCUGGAAAAACACAUUUUCGAGACAAGUACCACUCCGAUCAUUGAUUUUAGCUAAAGGCUCAUUUAUUGUGUACAACGAUACUUUCUUUCGUACCGUAAAAAUAAAGGAUCGAAUUCGAGAAAAGCUUUGCUAAACCUACAUAGUCCUGUCGGUACCUAAGAGAAAGCGAUAUGUUUAGUAAACCGCUUGCGCCGUUAUACAACAUAAUACAACGUAAUCGAACAAUUUAUAAAUUGCUUCUGGACAAUUUGUUCUCAUAUGUAGGAGGAGGUGCGCGUGUGCAAAGGCCUCUAUAAUAUAAGGCAAUGUUUAAUAGCAGCGGUUAUGCAUAAAGUAUUACAACAAAUUUAUAUGGUGCGAUUGUCGCAUAGAGUAAAUAUCUGAAAA